UAAUGUCCUGUAGAUUAAUGUACAGACACCAGUGAGACUGAAAAGCGGGGGUUUAUGGGAAAUGUAAUUUUAGACGGUUGUUGUACGGCGUUAAAUAUCGCUAAAACCGGUGCGAUUUGUAUAAAAACAUUCAACACGACAAACAGAAUAGAACCUAAUAAACUUCAUAAACGUGUCAAGGAAGUGUAUGUAAUAAAUUAGGUGAAAUCUUUAACAUUAGUUAAAUGGUAUAACCGAUUGUCAGAACUUCACUUCCGGGAUGUGUGUGACGUGUCACUUUCUUAGCCAAUGGCAGUGAGUUUUGUUUUGACCAGAACCAGGAAGUGGUAAUGUUUGUGAUGGGAGGACUGUGACCAGAAUCCUGACCAGAAGUAGGAACGAAACUAACCUAAUUAUUGAGCUAUAUUUAUCUUUAUAUCCGUGAAGAACGGCUGUUUUAAUUCAAGAGCAGGAAUUACAACCGGUGGACAUUUUAGAGAUGUGUUUUUCUUUGAAUUCUGGAGAUAACGGGCUUUAGGAAGGAACACGUUUCUUGCUCAGCCCCCGUGUUGUUGUCAUGUGAAUUAGUUCACAGCUGAAGCUCCGUGUUUUUCCCACGACACACUACUGAAGUGAUAUUUUAUCGUGUUUACAGAACGACGGUAAUGUUCAGCCGGAUAAUGGUGCGUUUUAAACUAGCUAGUUAAUUAUAGUUAAUUAUAUCUAAUCUUGUUUUGGGGGUUAUUUUGCUUUACCUGCUUAAACUCAUCAUCCACCUUACAGAUUCGCAUCCUGUUAAACUGCUGAGUCACUGAAGCAGGUGGGUUUGAGGACAUUUAAGAUGUUUGCCAGGAAAAAUAAACGUCCUGCGGCUCCCAAAGGCCAAGGAGCUGCUGCUGCCAAACAGAUGGGUUUAUUCCUCGACUUUAACCCCGAGGACAUGAUGGAUGUGAGCGUGAACGUGGACGAUCCGGAUCUGGAGGCUGAAUUCGCUGCCAUUGUGGGGAAAAAACCGACUGCUGCUGCUAAAGCGAAAAAAACCGGCAAAGCUCCGUUACCAAUGGAGGAUAUCGAAAAGAUGACUGAGGCCUGCAUGAAAGACCUCGACGAUGAUGAUGACGACGACGAUGACCUCGAGGAUGAUGAAGACCUCCUUGCGGAGCUACAGGAAGUGGUGGGUGAAGAGGAAACAGAUUCUGGAGCAGAGACCGCCACCUCGCCUGGCAUUGAGGAAACUGGGCAAGUGAGGCCAGAACCACAGGACGCGAAGGCGUCGUCCUCCACCCCCCCGGCGGCAGCAGCAGUAUGUGGUAGUGUUGAACACACACUUCAGGAGAGAAUCGUUAUGUACAACACCGCCAUAACCAACGCUAAAGCUGCAGGAGAGUCGGGUAAAGCUCGCCGCUACGAACGAGGGCUCAAGACUCUACAGAGCAUGCUAGCGUCCGUACGUAAAGGAGGAAAGAUAAACGAAGCAGAGAUCCCCCCUCCAGUGGCGUCUGGUAACCGUGGCGACGCUGUUCCUCCCUCGGCUUCUCCCACAUCCGCACCGUCCCCACCCGAGCAUAACGAAGAGUCGGACAGCGCUGUGGAGACUUCACCCGUUUCCACGGAGACCAUCUCUGUGUCCACGCUGCCGGAAGUGAAAGUAUCCUCAGCAGAGACCUCGCCCGUUUCCGUGGAGACCUCCGCUGGUUCUCUGGAGCCGCCAGCCAGCAGUGACGGUCCGUCUGCUGUGAUCCUGCCCGAGGAGGAGCGUAUCCCAGAAUCCCCUGCAGAUGCAAAAGUAAGUGCCCCCAGUAAGGAGGCGUUGUUGGAGAGACAGAAGCAGUACAGGAUGGCCGCUGUGAGGGCGAAACAAGCCGGAGAUCUGGAACAGGCCAAAACACACAUGAAGAGCAGCAAGAGUUUUGAUGCUGCGCUCGCGGCGCUGGCGAAAGGAGAGAGCGUGGACCUCGGUAAACUUCCUCCUCCUCUGUCUGGAGGGACGGAAUCUUCUCCAAAACCAGCUGUAAAGAUUUCGCAAUCAUCCCCGAACAUGCAGGCACACGAGGCGGCAGUGAAUCCGCCCGGACCGGUCCCGCCCAAAACCGUUUUGGAAGCUCUGGAGCAGAGGAUGGAUAAAUACAAAGAGACGUGCGAUCAGGCUAAAGCUAACGGCGACGAACGCAAAGCUCGCAUGUACGAUCGCAUCGUCAAGCAAUAUCAGAGCGCCAUCCGCUCACAUAAAGCAGGACGAGCUGUUAAUUACGAAGAGCUGCCAGUACCGCCAGGUUUUCCACCAAUCCCAGGACAGGAGGCGAUUAAACCUGAGCAGGGAUUGGCUGCCGCGCUGGAAACAGCCAGUAAGCUCGCUUCUAACGAGGCAGACGGCGGAGACGACGAUGAUGAGGAGGAGGAAGAGGAAACAAAGAAAGAAAGCAAACAGCCCAAAGCUCCAGCAGCAGUGGAGAAGCAGAAGAAGCAGACGAUGGCGGUUCCUCAGGCAGUCCAGCGUCCUAAAAGAACUCCUUCACCUUCACCUGAGAGACCUACCAAGAACGAGAACCCGUCUUCCACAGUGACGGAGCAGGUGGAGAUGUUGGAGGCUCGGAGGAAGCAGUACAUGAAGGCGGCGCUGCAGGCCAAACAGAAGAACGACAUGGAGCAGGCCAGGGUUUAUUUACGCACAGCCAAGAGCUUCGAGCCGCUGAUUACUGCAGCACGCAGCGGAAAACACGUCGACCUCAGCAAGGUCCCGUCUCCCCCUGCCGAUGAGGACGAGGACUUCAUCGUGGUCCAUCACAGUGAGGUGGAGGUGUCUGAGAGAGCUGAGGAGGUUUACACUCAGCUCAGCACCAUGCUCAAGGAGCAGUACGAGAAAUGUAUGACUUACUCCAAGCAGUUCACUCACAUGGGGAACAUCGCUGAAACAACGAAAUUUGAGAACAUUGCAGAGAGAUGUAAGAAGAGUCUGGAGAUCCUGAAGCUGGCCCAGAACCGAGGACUCGAGCCUCCUAAGCACCACUUCGAGGAGAGAACGUAUCGCACCGUCAGGAUCUUUCCGGAGCUCAGCAGCAGUGACAUGGUGGUGAUGAUAGUAAAAGGAAUGAAUCUUCCGGCUCCCCACGGCGUGGCGGCGAACGACCUGGACGCGUACGUCCGGUUCGAGUUCCCCUACCCCAGCACAGAUCAGCCUCAGAGACAGAAAACUGCGGUGAUUAAAAACAACAACAGUCCCGAGUACAACCAGAGCUUCACCUUAAACAUCAACCGUAACCACCGCAGCUUCAAGAGAGCGGUGCAGACCAAAGGCCUGAAACUGGAAGUGUUUCAUAAAGGUGGCUUCCUGAGGAGUGAUAAACCUGUAGGAACAGCUCAUGUUAAACUGGACAAACUGGAGACUGAGAGUGAAGUGCGUGAGAUAGUGGAGGUGAUGGAUGGCCGGAAGCCCACAGGAGGUCGAAUAGAGGUCAGGGUUCGUCUUAGAGAGCCACUGAGUGGUCAGGACAUGCAGUCGGUCACCGAGCGCUGGCUGGUGCUGGACCAAUCACACUCGAUCUGAUCUUCACUCCGUCUGAUCCGCUGUGAUGUCACACUCGGACACGCUGCUGUUCCUCGUCCUUCGUUACAAAAGUUGGGAGAAGACGUCACAGUUUCACAUCAAAACCACACGGCGGCGCUGUUCACACGUUCAGUCCAGCACGGGAAGAAAAAAAUAAAAACACACAGCUGGGGUGAUUCAUGAUACACAGUGAGAUUAGAUGAGCGAGUUAUCUCUCACACACACUCACACACACACACACACACACACACACACACACCUCUGUAUGGACUUUAUUGAUGUUGUGUGUGAAUCUGAGAUGCUGUUUGUGAUUAAAGUGUGGCUCAGUGACGUUUAAACCGCACUUAUGCACUAAUACCAAAGCGAUGGGUGUAGCUGGAGCGCGACGUGGUACGAUUAUUUAACCUGCUGUAUUAUAGCACAACACUGCUGUAACAUUUAACACGCAACUGAUUUAUCUAUGCAAAGUGCUCGUGUCGGUUCCCUCAAACACCGCAAUGGUUUUAUAAACUCAUUUGUAUGUCAUGAAGCAAAUCCGCUGCACGGAGAGACACGGGUUUAACCACACGCCAAAGCCAUAAUCCGCACUCACGCAAACCCAAAUGAUUACAAUACGCAUAUUUAUUACAGGAAAACACUUCAACGCGCUGCUAAGCUAGCAUUUAGUGUGGAAUCUCUUCUUCCAGUGGUGGUGUUUUUUUGUUUUUUUUAACGCGCCCUUGUCCACUUCCAAGCCCUCGGAGUACUUCAUCCUGAGACGGAUGGAGAUCGUCAUGAAAUUUCAACAGCGCCACCUGCAGGACCGGAGCACUCGUACGCGACGAGUUCGUAGCGUCACGAAGGCGGUUUCAUUUUCUCACAAAACUCUCCGAGGUGUCGUCUUCACGUUACGUACGCCGAAGAGGCGUGAAAAAAACGUACCGUUAUUUUAUUUAAGUUUACGUUUGUUCGAGAACUGACCGUGCGUUCGCUCCCGCUAGCGAAGUGUGAGCUAAUUUGCGUGAAACGUCAAUCGUCAAAGCUCCGUCUCACGACCCUAGACAAAAAUUGCUUGCUGGUGCGAACAGCUGGAUCUGUAAGGAAAUUAGAUAGUACGUUGUUGUUGUUUUUGUGUUUUGGAGAACUUCUACAGUUCUUCUGUUCUUCCUGCACUUAGGUUUUUAUCUUAAAAGCGCGGAAAAAUCGCCGGAAACGGAAUAUUCGGAAAUCGCAUAAAAAUGUUUUUUUUUUUUUGAAAGUAGGGAACGUACGAUUUUUAAAAUCUGCGGAAGUGGACGAGGGCGCGUUCUAAACUUCGGGAUGAUUACUCGCACGCACUUUUCGGCUGCUCUUCCUGCACUUUGACGUGGUUUCGCGGUGGUGGUUCUGUCGCUCUUCAGGCUGUUCGCCAGGUUUACAUGUAACGCUCUGCUGAGCAAACCAGACACGCUCGUAUUUUUAUUAUUAUUAUCAUUAGUGUCCGGUUUUUCACUUUAGAUAGUAUAUAACAUUGUCCGAGUCUUGCCAAACUAAGUGGUUGCCAUGGUAAUAUGCUCUGUUUAAAAAUAGCUUUGACCCGUCACUGACGGGCGUGCGCUGAUUAAUCGGUUAUACGAUACAUCACAAUAUUUAGCACACGAUAUUAUAACGAGCGCUUCCCCCUCACCGGACGCAGGAUAAAACGUUCACGUUUUAGGAGAAAGCGAACCGCUACGAUAAACACGUUCUACGAGCAGCAGUGUAUGUUACCGUGGUAACGCUGUAAUCCAUGAUGAAUAAUAACAGCUUUAUUAAUUUAUGCUUUAGUCUGUAGUUUCGCUGAGGAGAAGAAAAAAAAAACAAAUGUCUGCGCUCUUUGGCGUCGAAAAACAAUUAACACCCCAAAAAAUGUUGUUUUUUUUUAUUCUUCUAUAAAUACACACACACCCAGGUCUUCGUAUGUGUGUCGUAAACGAUCUCGUUCAUCUCCGUUAGCUACUCCGCUUUAAGAUUUUAGGAGGCGGGGCCUAGAUAGGGGCGGAGUCAUAGAAAUCAAAGCCGGUGGGGGGGGUCGUAAAAUUUCAGCGGUUAGCAAGUGGGUGUGGUUUAUAAUAUUCAGUGGGUGUGGUUUAUAAUAUUCAUUAACCUCAUAUCUUCAGUGUAAAACUACAGCCUCCAAACACGUCGAGUUUUUUUGAGAUAAAGGCGGACGUUUUGGACAUUUUAGUUUCUUUAAAUUCCGAAUACGCCAAGAGUUCAUUUCACUACUUUAUCGUUCUUCCAUUUCAAAGUUGUAGUAAUAACUCCGGUAUCUUUUAUUGUUGUAUUUGUUUUUUGGUGUUUUUUUUUUGCUUAGAAGUGAACGUGCCAUUAAUCAGUUCUUCAGUGUGUCUCAGUUAUCCGCUAUAUCAUCACCCCUUGUUCCAAUCAGCAGUAGGCUGCCUAAGUAGGGAGCAAUGUUUAAGUCUACCUGAAUGUUCCCUCGUUUCGGACAUCACCUUUCCGUCUUUUCCGGAGAAAACAAUCCCAUGAUCCUAUUCUGAAAACGCUGAUAUGGGAACUGAAUACUGGCACACGCUGGGAUUUCCACACACACACCCACACACACACACUCACUGAGCUGGAAUUAAAUAGCCGUGUGUAUGUGUAGAAAACGUUGACCUGAGCUGAUGAAGACGUCGUGGUGUUUUUUCUGAAAGCUUCAUGACGGAAGCUGAAAGCUGGAUUUUUCAGACUGUUGUAGAAAGUUUGUGAAUUAAACUUCCUUUAGCAAUAAAGAUUGAAAAGACG
Messenger RNA from Ictalurus furcatus (blue catfish), 6271 nucleotides. It is a transcript of the gene cc2d1b, whose product is annotated as coiled-coil and C2 domain containing 1B. The record is from RefSeq and is a predicted model, not a curated record. The coding region runs from base 821 to 3523 and encodes 900 amino acids. Gene Ontology annotation, biological process: regulation of transcription by RNA polymerase II. Gene Ontology annotation, molecular function: RNA polymerase II cis-regulatory region sequence-specific DNA binding; DNA-binding transcription repressor activity, RNA polymerase II-specific. Lineage: Eukaryota; Metazoa; Chordata; Actinopteri; Siluriformes; Ictaluridae. The transcript is spliced from 26 exons. Gene Ontology annotation, cellular component: nucleus.